Epinephelus moara (kelp grouper) is the source of this 2514-nucleotide messenger RNA. RefSeq lists its product as uncharacterized. The coding region runs from base 394 to 2514 and encodes 706 amino acids. The transcript has 9 exons. The record is from RefSeq and is a predicted model, not a curated record. Lineage: Eukaryota; Metazoa; Chordata; Actinopteri; Perciformes; Serranidae.
UACCGGAGAGUCAUCAGUUUGUUUCUGUUGGAGACGUUUGUUUUCUUCACCUUGUGUCCGUGUGGGCGGAGGAAGACACGGAUCUCACUGGAACGUAACGGACUUCUCUCUUCAACAUGGAGACGACAGCAGGUUGCAGUCAGCAGCAGCUGUGACGCCUCCUCAGCCAGAUGUUGGUGCGUGGAAUGUAAUGAAGCCCUGUGCGACAUCUGUGUGUCGGCUCAUCGCAGAGUGACGGUCACCAGAUCUCACCAGAUCCUCAACCAACCGCCAGCAGGACACAUCUCAACUCCUCCCACCAAGUUCUGCAGACACCACCCGUCUGAGCCGCUCAAACUGUACUGCUUCACCUGUCACCAGCUCACCUGCAGAGACUGUCAGCUCACGGCUCACAUGAACCACAGGUAUCAGUUUGUCAGUGAAGCGCUGGACAGCAUCAGGAAGCAGCUGGAUGUCUUGGUUCAGCCAGUCAGAGCACAGGGAGACACAGUGAGGCAGAAUCUGCUGGACAUGAAGACCAGGCUGAAGGACAUCGCUGACAGUAAUUUUCUUCUGAUGACUGAGCUGCAGCGUUCGUACAACCUUAUAACUCAACAUCUGAAGAGGAGGAUGGAAGACAUUUUGUCAGAAGUCAAGAAGGUGUCUGAGUCCGAGCGCGAGCUGAUUGUCAGGAGGAUGAGAAAGAUGAAGCGGCUGCAGCAGGAUCAACAGUCAGUGACUGAAAUUGCAGAAAAGGCCAGAAACACCAACGACCUGUCGGCCCUGCAGACCUUCACAGAUCAGAUUCAGUCUUACCUGAAGAAUCCUCCUGAUCAGGACUCGUCUCCUCCUGAGACAAUGUCUCUUCUGUCAGUCAUCACCGACUCUGUGUCUUUGGAGGCCAUUUUGAACUUUGGUAAACUUGACAUAAAAUGGGUCCCCUUCGCCGUCACUCAGACAUCCAAUCUAAACACUCCAGCAGCCGCCUCGUCCUCGUCCUCGUCCUCGUCCUCCUCCUCCUCCUCCUCCUCGUCCUCCUCCUCCUCCUCCUCCUCCACCCUCCCCCAAAGCAGGACUGCUCAAGAAUCAUCUGUCUCAUCUGUCCCAUUUAACUGUCCCUCUGCUUCGUCAAAGUCCUCAUCCAAUCAGUUGAGUCCUCCUCCCUCCUCCAGCCUGAGCAUCAUCCAGUCCAGUGCUCCUGUGACUAAGAUCACUGCACCCACCUUUACUCCACCUGUCCAGCAUCCUUCCUCAUUGUCUCACCUGAAGAAGAGCCAAACAAAAAUGUCAGUGCCUGUUUCUACUUUAGGGAACCAGGAGCCUGUGGGCUACCUUGUCCCCCACUCAGCAGGUCCGUCUCCAGGCACCAAACUCCAACUUUUGAACGAACCGACCGCCCCCAGUCAGAACCAGUCCGCCGCCAUCAUGCUGAACUACACUCAGGCUCUGUACCAGGUGUCCUGCUUCACCCUCCCGUCUGUUGUGCCUCAGUUUUACACGAUGCGCAGUCUGACCUCAGCCACAAACACCCAGGAUAAACAGCAGAAGGGACCGUUCAGCUCCGUCUCAGUCAAUCAUCAGGUACUUCCUUCAGCCACCACGGGAAACAAGAGCUCUUCCCAACCAGGUGUCACGGUGCUUCCAAGCCACGACCCAAAAUCAAUGCAUCAACCUCUGACAGAUAUAAACUGUCCUACAACCAGCAGCCCUGCGUCCUCCAGCCAGCCUCUCACCCCUGCUACUGACUGUUUCACCAAGGACAAACGACCUGUGCCAGAGCCUCCAGGAUGUUUACACCCCUUUACCCCCCUUGAAACCAGCCCUCAUUCUUCUUCUCUGAAACACCAGCAGCAGAGUCCUGUAGUGAGGGCGGUGGCAGACUCCGCCUGUGACCGCAGCGUACAGCAGGUCGCAGUGAGGCGGCAGGAACCUGCAGAGAACGAACCAACGUCCACAGUGUCUGGGGAUCCUGCGCCUGCAAGGGAACCAUCUGCACCUGUAGUGUCGGAUAUAGAAUCUGCUCCUGAAGUAACAGACAGAAAGGCUGAACCUGAACCUCAAGUACUGGAGACCAGCGCUGAACUUGUACCUGAAGUAUCAGACGGAGAAGCUGAGCUUGAACCUGGACCUGAAGUAUCGGAGAGCGAAUCUGAGCUUGACCCCGAACCUGAAGUAUCAGACGGAGAAGCUGAUUCUAAACCUGAACCUGAACCUGAACCUGAAGUACUAGAGACCAAAGCUGAACCUGAACCUGAAGUAUCAGACGGAGAAGCUGAUUCUGAACCUGAACCUGAACCUGAAGUACUAGAGACCAAAGCUGAACCUGAACCUGAAGUAUCAGACGGAGAAGCUGAUUCUGAACCUGAACCUGAACCUGAAAUACUAGAGACCAAAGCUGAACCUGAACCUGAAGUAUCAGACGGAGAAGCUGAGCUUGAACCUGGACCUGAAGUAUCAGACGGAGAAGCUGAGAAGCUGAGCUUGAACCUGGACCUGAAGUAUCAGACGGAGAAGCUGAAGAAGGGAGCUCAGUGA